Messenger RNA from Anguilla rostrata (American eel), 3505 nucleotides. RefSeq names its product opioid growth factor receptor-like protein 1. NCBI's taxonomy places the organism in Eukaryota, Metazoa, Chordata, Actinopteri, Anguilliformes, Anguillidae. Gene Ontology annotation, molecular function: opioid growth factor receptor activity. The coding region runs from base 171 to 2180 and encodes 669 amino acids. The transcript has 8 exons. The record is from RefSeq and is a predicted model, not a curated record. Gene Ontology annotation, cellular component: membrane.
CAAACAUCACGUUAGGGAAAACUUCCGGUUUCAAUUCAAAGAAACUGAUUACAAUACAUUAAUAAUUAGGCUACUCCGUUCCAGUAGCGAACUGAAACGGAUUCAGGGGCGAUUUUACAUUCCUGCCAGCCUAGCUGUCCUCGGUUCGCUCCAGGAUUGUCUCCUUCAUCAUGGAAACUCCAUUCUACAGAUGGUCGGACGAUGAAGAUGAAGAAGAAGACGAUCUGGUGUGCGAGUAUGAUUCGACCUGGGAGGAAACAGGCUGCGAUUCCGAAGGAAAAAACUCAUGGCGGAACACUGGCUAUAGAGGGAGAAGAAACCUUCGAGCUGCCAAGGACAUGCAAACCUAUCGACACAGUUAUCCAGAGAAGUACCAAUCAUGCUCUUGGGGUCAUCGUACAGAUCUGGACGAGGAGGAGCAAAUGGUUAAUCUCCGGUUCUACCGUAAUGAAAUUCCCUCAUCGCCUGACGACAUGAAAAUCACAGAAUUUCACGAGCAUUGGAAAGGAGACUAUGAAAGACUUGAAUAUGUCCAUUCCUACAUUCAGUGGUUGUUUCCACUGCAAGAAGCUGGAAUGAAUUAUCGUGCCAAGGAACUCACUAAAAAGGAGAUAGAGAAAUUUUGUAAAGAUGAGGAAGCAAAGAAGAGGCUGGUGGAAUCCUAUGAGCUGAUGUUGGACUUCUAUGGCAUACGGCUAGUCGACAAAUCCACAGGAAGGGUAGAACGUUCAGAAAAGUGGGAGGAAAGAUUUGACAACCUCAACCGAAACACACACAACAGCCUGCGGAUUACCCGGAUCCUGAAGAGUUUAGGGGAGCUGGGGUUCAAGCACUACCAAGCCCCCCUGGUUAAAUUCUUCUUAGAGGAGACUCUGAUUCAUAAUAACUUGAAAAAUGUGAAACAGAGUGUAAUGGACUACUUCCUCUUUGCUGUCCUUGACAAGGAUGAACGCAGAAAGCUGAUUGAGUACGCCUUCAGGCAUUACGAGCCCAAAUGUGAGUUUGUGUGGUGCCCAAAAAAGAUUCAACUGUUGUGGGAACAGAAAGAUGUGGAUGAGCAAGACCAAGAAAAAGGUGGCCAAUCAGAUGGAUCUGGGUGUGACAAGAAAAAUGAGGCAAAUCUAACUGAAGACCACUCUGAAACUUCAAAGGCUUUUCAGUGUCAGGCACCAUCAGUCGACCCACUGCAAGAAAGGUCCUCAGUUGAACAGCCACCUCCAGUUAACAAGGAAAUAAACCAACCCAACUUACCACAUUCAGGCAGUCUGAAUGGGGACAGUCCAUUAGAAGGACACAUGCCGGGGCCAGGAGUUGAACACAGUUGUCAAAUCACCGUCAGUCUACCACUGCAAGACUUAGUCAUACAAGAAUCUGCACAAGAAGAAGGGAUUGAGGCAAAGACAGAGAGCAGCAGGGUGCCUGCUGAGAAGCAGUCUGACAGCGAUGACAUUGAGAAUAACUCGACAGCAGAUGACACACCAGCAGCAGAGCAGGGAUCACCACCGGAGAAGCAAAACAAGAAGGAAAUGAUGGGAAUGGAUGAAAAUCCCAAUGACAGUGAUUUUGCAGAGGAGGUGCCUGACUCAGCUAGAAAAAAAGAUGGUCCCUCAGUUAGCAGUAAUCCAGUUAAAGAUGACGAUGUCACUCAUGAAAUAGAUUCUCAGCUAUCCAAGAGUUCAGAGAAUCCCACAGCUGUGGGAGGAGCGAAAGAGAGUCUCAACAGCAUAGGUGAAGAUAGAGAGAGCAAAGGGACAGAGAGUCGUGAACCUGCAGAUGCAGCUGAGAACAAUCUCAGACCCAUCGGAGUGAAUGAAAGUCACCAACUUCAGGCUGAAGGUGUAGAAAGUUACAAACUUGAGGGUGGAGCACUCGAGAGUCCUGGACCAAAAGGAGGAGUGGAAGAUAGUGUCAGCCUGGAAGGAGCUAUGAACCUCUGCAAGCCUGAAGAUGUACCUAUUAUCAGUAACCUGCCUGAAGGUGGAAUGAGCCAGAGUCCAAGACCCGAUGUUGGAGCAGACAAGGAUCAAAGACCAGAAGGUGCAGUGGAAGACACGGCUUCUGGUAAUGAUGCUGGGAAUGUGUCAUCUAAUCCUGAUGAUGUGAAGGCCAGUGACGAUGCCAUGAUAUGCAGAGACCAGGAAAUGGAGACUGAUGAGGACUCCGAGAUGGAAUUGCAAUGAGCCAUGUAAAACGGAUAUCUGUGAGCGAAGCACACCAUAGAUUCCACACUAAAACCUUUGCACAUAAGAAAAAUGUUCAAGUUCUGGUAAAAGAAGAAGCUGUUUUCAAGCCAAAAGAAAAACCUUGCAUCUCAGCAAAUGCCAAAAAGUCUUCCUGAAGCAAUAGUAUAGCAGUAGUACCCAAAAUCAGUCCUGGGGAGCCAUUGUGUAUGCUGGUUUUCAUCCCAACCACAAGCGCAAUCCAAGAAUUCUAACAAGCUGCUGAUUAUUCUUAAUUAGAUGGUUGUCAUGUUCAGAGUGAUUAUUUACCCUCUUAAAUCACAUUAUGUCAGAAAUAGCCAUGCAUGUCAUCAAGAAUAAAAGUCACAUGAUCACAUUGUGCCACACUGCAAUCAAUUACAGUGCGGUGAAAAAGCAUUUUCCCCUGCCUGAUUUCCUGUUAUUGCGUAUUUAUCACACUUAAUGGUUUCAGAUCUUUAGACAUAAUGUAAUAUUAGACAAAGAGAAACUGAGUAAACACAAAACAUGUUUUUUAAGUAUCAUUUCACAUAUUUAAUGAAAAAACGUUAUUAAACACCCAUAUCACCCAUGUCAAAAAGAUUAGAAACCAUCCACUUUGACAAAUAUGCAGUAAUAGAGGAAAUCAGGAAGGGGGCAAAUCAUCUGACAUAAUUAUGCUGACAUAUUGUAACGUGACUUAAAAUGGUGAAUAAUCUCUCUAAACAUGAAAAGCGCCUAGUUAAGAGAAAUUAACAUUUUAAAAUUCUGGGAUUUUUAUUGUGGUUUUUACAAACUCUUCCUUUUAGACUCAGGGUUGCUCUGCAAUAAAAUGAAAUUAUAGUUGGGUGGGAUUAAUAAAAAUAAUCACUGGGCAGUACCAGAUGAGCAGAUAGUCUGAAAUGUAAGUGUCAUUGCUUAUUGUACGUUACUUGUUUCAUAAAACAAAAAUACUGCCCUCUGUUACUUAUACUUGUUGACAGUUUGAAUUUUAGUCACAGAGAAUGUUAUCAGGAAUAACUUAAGUUUAGAAACUUAAGAAAAAGAUAAUUAAGAAAACAUCACAAAUUUGAAGAAUGUACAUUUGUGUUGUUUGAAAAUUUGUACUAUCCUGUAACUGAGUGCACAUCUGUUCUUUGGAUUUUUCGGUCUGUAGUUUCUUAGUUUUUGAUUGUGAUUUUGCUGAAUCUGUCUUCUUUGUGUUGUUGGGUUGACUUGAUUAUUAGAUUGUCAAAUUAAUUUAAGUUGGUUGUCUUUGUCUGUUACAUACAGAUGCCAAAUAUUGAUUCACUAAACAAUUACAACUAAACAAUAAACAAUUAAAUUGA